AUGGGUGGUGGGAGUAUUUUGUACCUUGGGAUGGUAAUAAGGUGCUUGUUCAAAGAUGUUCCGGUCCCAACACAUCGGAUAGGAGCAGAGGGGCGGUGGAGCUGCUGGUUCUUGGCCGUGAUGAUAUUCAUGUAUUGCAUCUCAGAUAAUGUCCCUAGAGCGUGGCUAGUUGCCUUGCUGCUUAUUAUAGCAGGGAUUUCGAUCGUACAACUCUCUUGGGCUCCGGCAGAAGAUUUUACAUCAAACACUAUGGACGUCACCAUGCUGGUGGGAAUCGUGUUUGCUUUCCUAGGUGUGAUAGGAUCCACUUCUUCAUGGUGCGACUUUAUUGCAACUCUUUUAUAUUUCCCAUUAGUCUUACUCAUCAUCUCCUAUAUUGAUCCUCGGGAACAGGUACUAGAUCAUGAUUUCCAACCAGCUGAUCUGGUCUGA
Microthlaspi erraticum is the source of this 432-nucleotide messenger RNA. The record is from the annotation of a GenBank genome assembly. NCBI's taxonomy places the organism in Eukaryota, Viridiplantae, Streptophyta, Magnoliopsida, Brassicales, Brassicaceae.